UUCGCUAAGCGUCGUUCUGAGCAUGUAGCGUUGUGCUCUGCUAAAUUAAAUUUACGCCGGUAACAUCUUCGAGAACACGUUAAGACUAAAAAAUAAAGAUUAAUAUCACAGUAAUUAAUGUCAAAGUGUGAAAUAAUUAAUUUUAUAUAGUUCUAAAUCUAUCGAUAUGAAAUCUUCUCAAUUCGUUAUCUGUUUGGCUGUUUCAACGAUCAUACAUACAGCCAGCGCCGGGUUGUUACACAGCUCUUGGUACAGUGAUCCACACAACAACAUUGAUGCCUUAUCACGACCGAAGAGACAGAGUUAUGCCUGCAGGGAAGAUCAGUUCCAGUGCUUAGACGGUAGUUGUUUAGACUUGGCGUUAAAGUGUGACGGUAAAGUCGACUGUCGCAACGGAGAUGACGAACGAUCCUGUCGUUUGAAAAACAUAAACAAAUGCAACGACGGCACUAUAAUAUCAAUGGACCGGGUGUGCGACGGAAAAGUCGACUGUCCGGAUCGCAGCGACGAGUCGCAUGCGCUCUGCAGGAAGAUGCAAUGUCCAGACUACCUGUUUCGUUGCACGUAUGGUGCGUGUGUUGACGGGUCGGCGCCGUGCAACAACGUCACCGAUUGCGCUGACAAUUCUGAUGAAUUGCUGCCAAGAUGUAGGAAACAGAGCGAUAUUGUCGGGGACAAGUUCAGAUGCUCGGACGGAGAGAUGAUAGACUUGUUCCUGGCCUGCGAUGGCAUCUCGCACUGUUCAGAUCACUCCGACGAACAACUGAGCGCUUGUGCAUCUGCUGUAUGUUCCGCGAACUUGUUCCAGUGUGCGUACGGCGCGUGUGUGGAUGAAGGCGCCGAUUGCAACGACAUACAAGAGUGCGCGGAUGGCUCGGACGAGGACGCGCUGCUGUGCAAGCGAACACUCAUCACCACUACCACCACCACCACCACGACCACUGCACCAGCAAUACAACCGCACAUUUGCGCCCUCCCCCCACACCCCAAGAACGGUGCAUUCCGUUCCAACAUAAUCCUGCAGGACGCGCAGAACACCCUCAUUUACGUGAACACGAUCUGCUUCCAAGGGUACAAGGUUGUGGGGAAUGAGAGCUUCUUCUGCAGUAAUGGGGUCUGGUCGGAUAUUUCGUUCCCCAGGUGUGAGCGAUCGUGCAAGCUGGAGCCGUCCGAGAGCGUGGUAUACAACUGCGUGGUGACGGAUUGGUCGGGCGCGGACGGCACCCGCAAGUGCGGCGGUGAGGAGCUGGAGGGCACCAUCGUGCAGCCCGAGUGCCGCAGACCGAACUACUUCAGCGCGACCGACCUGCCCUACAUGGUGUGCAGGGACGGCACGUGGAACUACCGGCCCAAGUGUGACCCAGAGUGCGGCACGCUAACACCACGCGGAACUCCACUGAUCCUGGGCGGGGAAGUGGUCGAGCGCGGUGAAGUGUCGUGGCACGCGGGCAUCUACUGGAAGAACAUUAGCAAUACGGGAACCACGCACGAGCAGAUAUGCGGCGGGUCGCUCAUCAGUGACUCUAUUGUGUUGUCUGCGGCGCACUGCUUCUGGAGCCCGCAGUAUGGGGCGCUGCCCGCGUGGCACUUCGCGGCGGCGGUCGGCAAGCUGCACCGCCACUGGGACGCGCCCGAGGACGCGCUCUACGCGCAGAAGCGGAACGUAAGAGAGAUAAAGCUAUCCGACCGUUACUACGGCGCGGCCAUCAACUACCAGUACGACAUGGCGGUGGUUGUUGUUUCCGAACCGUUCUACUACCGCACCUUCAUACGCCCGAUCUGUUUGAGCUUCUCCCAGACGUUCAAUAAGGAGCAGCUGAAGAGAGGCAAUGUUGGCAAGGUAGCAGGCUGGGGCCUCACGACCGGGCACAGAGGCUCCGAGUCGCCCAUACUCAAAGUACUGGACAUGCCGUACGUGCCGUUCGACGAAUGCGUGAAUAAGAGCAAGCUGUCGUACCGCGAGUUUCUGUCGGGGGAUAAGAUUUGCGCGGGCUAUGGGAAUGGCACAACAGUGUGCAAGGGCGACAGCGGGGGUGGGUUAGGUUUCCCCGCGCGGGUGCAGGGCACGGUGCGCUACUACCUGCGCGGGAUCGUGUCCACGAGCCCGCCCGCGGACGACGGCGCGCUCUGCAACCUGUACGCGCUCACCAGCUUCACUGAGGUCGUGUCGCACGAGUCGCUCAUCAGGGAGUAUUGGUACGUGUAGACUGUAGGGGCCUCUAGAUGUCGGACCAGGUGGACCUCUGGAUGCCAGAGAUACGUGUAGGGCUAGUUGCAACUGGACCUCUAGAUGCCAAAGAUUUGGGUACGUGUAGGGCUAGUUGCAACUGGACCUCUAGAUGCCAAAGAUUUGGGUACGUGUAGGGCUACUUGCAACUAGACUUCUAGAUACCAAAGAUUUGGGUACGUGUAGGGCUACUUGCAAAUGGACCUCUAGAUGCCAGAGAUACGUAAGGGGCUACUUGCAACUGGACCUCUAGAUGCCAAAGAUCUUGGUACGUGUAAUGCACUGGGGCCGUAUGACCUCUUGUUUCCAGACCGUUUACGCCCUGAAUUGAACUGACUGACAAACUCAUACUAUAGCAUGAUUAACCGUAGCUGGUUAUUGCGAUCAUAAUAGGAAUCAAUUAUGAUCAAUUAAUGGCGUAAACAGUCUGGAAAUAAGUGAUCAUAAUACGGCCUGAGGGCACGUGCUACUUACAACUGUAACACGAUAGUAAUAUCUACAGUAAAGUAAUACUGAUUUACGCUACGCCAAUUUUAUCGGAGUUACGCGGUUUUACUUGCCGCCGCGCAUCACGCAAAUGGGAAAUUACGAAUCAUUUCACCCAAAAAUGGAAUUUCGAAUGUGAACUACAUAUUAUCAAAAAAUUUGAAUGGAUGGAUAUGUCAAUUGGCAAAGACAUUUGAGGUACUCAAGGGAAAAUUUUUUGUGAGCAUGACCGCGACUUGUAUCAAUACUGUAGAUUUUAUUACCGUGACUGUAGUGUGUAGUACCGUAAUCGAUCAUAAUAUUAUGUAUAGUGACGUGACAUUCUACGUUCAGCAUUCCCGCGCUAUUGGAGCGCUAAGAACCGAUCUACACCUUUUUACUUCAACGUUGGCUAAAUAUUACAUAGUAGG
This is a messenger RNA of Colias croceus (clouded yellow), 3123 nucleotides long. Its product is annotated as modular serine protease-like. Bases 167 to 2206 code for a protein of 679 amino acids. The transcript has 15 exons. Gene Ontology annotation, cellular component: plasma membrane. The record is from RefSeq and is a predicted model, not a curated record. Lineage: Eukaryota; Metazoa; Arthropoda; Insecta; Lepidoptera; Pieridae. Gene Ontology annotation, molecular function: serine-type endopeptidase activity; protein binding. Gene Ontology annotation, biological process: proteolysis.